This is a messenger RNA of Trametes versicolor FP-101664 SS1, 2166 nucleotides long. Its product is annotated as MFS monosaccharide transporter. Bases 286 to 1884 code for a protein of 532 amino acids. The record is from RefSeq and is a predicted model, not a curated record. Gene Ontology annotation, biological process: transmembrane transport; carbohydrate transport. The transcript has 3 exons. NCBI's taxonomy places the organism in Eukaryota, Fungi, Basidiomycota, Agaricomycetes, Polyporales, Polyporaceae. Gene Ontology annotation, molecular function: carbohydrate:proton symporter activity. Gene Ontology annotation, cellular component: membrane.
GAUGGAAUUUGGCGAAGUGUGCCGGAAAAGGGAAGAGGGGGGAGUGCCUGGCGGGCGCCUGGGCGGGGGAGAUCAGAUUUCGCUGAUGAGGCCGCAUGGGUCGGUCGUCCCGAUUUGGGCGGGGGGACUUGGAUCACUCUCGCCCUCCCCGACCCGCCUCGCGUAUAAAAUGCGCCCCCCGCCAUCCUCCAUUUCCCAGUGGUCUGUUCUUCCCCACUUCCCCCCAUCCCCACCCCCACACGCGUCUUCCCCGCUCUCCUCAACGCGUACAAGCCUCACGACACAAUGGCCGGUGGACCAGCAGCAACGGGCGAUGGCAUCGGUGCCUCCGCCCCCAAGAGCAAGCUCGCGGGCAUCCUCAUGACCGCCUUCGCCGCCUUCGGUGGUAUCCUUUUCGGUUACGACACCGGCACCAUCUCCGGUAUCAUCCAGAUGGACGACUGGUUACGGACGUUCGGUAACGCUACCACCGACACCGCAACCUACCCCCUCGGUUACUACCUGCCCUCGAACCGCGAGUCGCUCGUAGUCUCCAUCCUCUCCGCGGGUACCUUCUUCGGCGCCCUCCUCGGUGCACCCGCAGCAGAUAUCCUUGGCCGUCGCCUCGGUAUCAUGUGCUCCUGCCUGGUCUUCUCGCUCGGUGUCGCUCUCCAGACUGGCGCGCCCGACAUGGCGACCUUCGUCGUCGGCCGUGUCUUCGCCGGUCUCGGUGUCGGCCUCGUCUCCACCCUCGUCCCCAUGUACCAGUCCGAGUGCUCGCCCAAGUGGAUCCGCGGUGCCGUCGUCUCCGGCUACCAGUGGGCCAUCACCAUCGGCCUCCUCCUCGCUGCCGUCAUCAACAACGCGACCAAGGACCGCCAGAACCACUCGUCAUGGCAGAUCUCCAUCGGCGUCCAGUUCAUCUGGGCGUUCGUCCUCUGCCUCGGCAUGUCCUACCUCCCCGAGUCCCCGCGCUGGUUGAUCAAGAAGGGCAAGGACAAGGCGGCCGCCAAGGCGCUCGCCCGUCUUACCUCCCUCGACGCCCAGGACCCCGAGGUCGAGGCUGAGCUGAACGACAUCCGCGUCGCCCUCCGCGAGGAGGAGGCCCUCGGCGAGAGCUCGUACCUCGACUGCUUCAAGUUCAACAACAACAAGAUCGCCCUCCGCACCCUCUCCGGCAUCUUCAUCCAGGCAUGGCAGCAGCUCACCGGUAUCAACUUCAUCUUCUACUACGGCACGACGUUCUUCAAGAACUCCGGCAUCGCGGACCCCUUCCUGAUCACCAUCGCCACGAGCAUCGUCAACGUGUUCAUGACGCUCCCCGGGAUGUGGGGCGUCGAGCGUUUCGGCCGCCGCUCGCUGCUCCUCUGGGGCGCGGUGCUCAUGUGUGUCUGCGAGUUCCUCAUCGCGAUCAUCGGCGUCACCAUCUCCGUCACCGACACCGCCGGCCAGAAGGCGCUCAUCGCGCUCGUCUGCAUCUACAUCGCCGGCUUCGCGUCCACCUGGGGCCCCAUCGCCUGGGUCAUCACCGGCGAGAUCUUCCCGCUCGCGAUCCGCGCCAAGGCGAUGUCGCUCUCCACCGCGUCGAACUGGCUCUGGAACUUCGGCAUCGGGUACGCGACGCCCUACCUCGUGAACACGGGCCCGGGCAACGCGGGGCUCGGCGUGAAGGUGUUCUUCCUCUGGGGCUCGACGUGCGCGGGCUGCUUCGUGUUCACGUACUUCUGCAUCCCCGAGACGAAGGGCCUCUCGCUCGAGCAGGUCGACCUCCUCUACCAGAACUCGACGCCGAUCACCUCGGGCAAGUACCGCACCGAGCUCAUCGCGCAGGACAUCCACGUGUCCGACUACAAGGGCACCGCCGACGCGCACCACGACGAGAAGGAGGCGACCGAGAAGGUAUAAACGCCUCGCCUCGCGCCCCUUCCCUUCCCCGCGGCCGGCCAUACCCCACUCCGCGCCACCCUCACCCUUCCCGCCCUCCUGUUCGACUAUCUUUAUCCCCCGGGCGCGCUGCCUCCCCCCACCGCCCCGCCCCGCCCCACCCACGACCCCCCCAAACGAACGACUGCGUAGUAAUGUGUAAUGAUACUUCACGAGCGGCGGCUGUGUGCCUCGUCUUCCUCUUUCCCCUCCUCUGCCUCACGCAUUGUUUUCCUGCACUCGCAUUGGAUAUCUCUCUCCCCG